Molecule: messenger RNA, 3189 nt
Organism: Coprinopsis cinerea okayama7#130
Lineage: Eukaryota; Fungi; Basidiomycota; Agaricomycetes; Agaricales; Psathyrellaceae
Exons: 22
Coding region: 1-3189 (1062 amino acids)
Source: RefSeq, a predicted model, not a curated record
AUGAAGGAAGACUCCUGCCUCCCCCCCUCCCUCCCCUAUUCCAUUGAUCCUGUUAUUGGAACCAGAAUUGACCCAUUUAAAACAGACUCGCACAACGGGCAAGAGUCCUUCUACCAGUCGUCUUCUCGGGCGCUUCCAUCGACCAUAGCACGUUCGCUGCCUUAUGCCCCUUCUGGUGAACCGGUUCAAGCAGUUUCGGAGUCGGAGGCAAACACUGGGUAUCACGAAGUGGGGCCUGUCCAGUCGGGCACGCAGCCCCAGCACCUUUGGACCAACCAGCGUCAGGGAAACGAAGGACUAGAGGCGGCGAAUCAAUCAGCAGGCUUAGAUGUCGGUUUUCAGGACGCCAUUCGAGAGGCAGAUUAUUCGUAUCCACUGCCAAUUACACCUCUUACUUACCUAUACCCACGAGGCCAUCCUCCAAGUGUUGCCUCGCACGAUGGAUACCCCCAUGGACCUCCAUCACUCAAUUUCAAUCCAGAGCCCCACCCAGCGCCCCACAACAGUACUCCAGCGCCCUAUCGCGAUAGGGCUUUUGGGCCAGGUGCACACUAUGGUGCUAUGGGCCAGACUGUUCCGAACCCACUCAAUUCAGGUUCGACUGUGGCUUCGAUGCCAGUGACUGAUCCAAUUGGGUUGCCAGGCCCAAGCCGCUCCCAGCCUCCUCAGCAAUAUUCUCAACACAUGCCUCAACAAUGCUCGCGACUCGGCGACUAUUCCCAAUCCCAACCUCAGCCCUCCCAGAAUCCAUAUCCAACGCCUACCUCGAACAUCGCACCCUCCAAUGUUACAGGCUUAACUUCUGAUCGAGAUCCUUGGUCUACCCGCAUCGCAGCCACGGCGCAAUCAUACUCGAGUAAUGCGAACGCCGCAACGGUCCCCGCAGGUUUGGCUGAACACGGACUGUUUCCCCCAACCGCCCACCCCGCUCGCGGAACCCAACUGGGGUCGGUUCGUCGCGGCGGUAAAACUCGGACUAUAUGGUUUUCGACCGAGCCACUUCCUCCGGAUAUGGACAAGGUCCAAGUCGAGCAAGUCCUAGGCGAUACCAUUGUCCACCAACAAUCCACGGAGGACCAACCUUCGGUUAAGUUCGUGAACCACACCCCGGAUGAACUACGCCUUAAAUUUGCGAAAACUGAAGAGUCGCCAGCAUCAUCUGCUCCUGGUCCAAAUCCUCCCAUUGCGCCUGCGACGUUGCCCGCUUCUUUGCCAGCCAAUCUUCGAGAGGAGUUACUCGACCCGAAACUCUUGAAACGCCUGGGAAAGGUCGAUCCUCGUUCAUCAGCUGUUAUCGCUAACAUCUUCCAGGCGUUCCACGACAAGCUCACUCAAGAAUUGAAUAGAAGCGCUCCGACGUCCAUACAGGCUGAGCCCUUGAAAGAAGCGAAAAGUAUUCUCGUUUCCUGGGGCCUGCAGUACAUCUUGAACGGCAUGCUUGAGGGGAUGAUCGUAUCGCAGGAGGACCUCCAGACGUGUCUCAAAAAGCGCCUCAACAGAGGCGACGAUGUCUUUGGAUACAUAUGCCAAGCUUGGCGAGGUAUCCAUAGCAAAGCCUCCGAAAGUCGCUUGCGUUCAGAAUCCUCUCCAACGAAUCGCCGUCGAAGAUCGACAUCAACAUCCCGCAGGAGUAGACCACGCUCGGUAUCAGCUUCGGGAUUACAGGCGGCUCGCCUAGGCUCUUCGAGCAACCAUUCCGGAACGGACGACUAUACCCGCUACUUUUCGCCCGAGACGGCCAGAGAAAUCGAGGAGCAUCUUCUCACCGGCCUGAGCAUUUUCCUCACCGACUACGUCACGGCCCCAUUCAUCGAGGGCAUGGUGGACCACGCCCUUCGCCUCCUCGUCGACCUCUCCCCAGAACUCAAGCGCUUCUUCGACUCGACCGCGGGUUUCGACAUCACCGAUCUUAUCAAUGUCAUUCUCAAUAUCGCUUUGAGUGGAUGCUACAUGCAUUACUAUGGGACGAAGCCUGACGGCGUUGGCCUCCCCUUCAUCCAGACUGAGUACAAGCCCCAUCCCACUGCUCAUGAGUCGUUCCAGAUUGUUCUUUGCCUCAGGGCUGACAAGAUGGUCGCCAAGAACCGCGAACCUUAUGUUUUGCAUUUCCGAAGCGGGGGGGUGAUUGGUCUAUUCACAUGGAUGGUCAGGGGGAUCCGAAGCCUCAUCAGUAGCAGCCCAAAUCCCGUUCUAGAACGGCUUGCAGGCCAGGCAUGCGAUCCACCCCUCGAAAAGGACUUUAUGGGUCGAACGCUGGUGCUCCCAAUCGCCGUCAUGUCAAUAGCGCUGUAUGGCUGCUUUCACUUUCGCAGUCUAACAGUCACAGGUAGGGAUGUACUCGAAAACCUGCAGUGUCGAAGGAUCCUUUCCCGCAAGAUGGCAACCGCUGGGGGCGCCUUGAAAGCAUUCGUCAAGGAAGACCCCUUCGAAUAUGCCGAGCUACGCCGCCAUCUACUUCACUGUGUGGACAUCUAUACUACACCGGCACCGAUACCGGCACCUCUAGACCUCGGCCUGACCUGGACAGUCGACAGCGCCGUCCACCUCAACUUUGGACGACCGCUCCUCGCACACGCCAGUCACGUCGCUCUUCACGAAGAGAUUGAGGUGGAUAACGCAGAUGGCGACUCAAUGUCCACCACCACGGCGAUUAACGACCUUUCGCACAACCCCCACCACUAUUCCUCUCCCAUUCCGCACUUCGAUAAUCGACCUUCUGCUCAGCGACAUCGCCUCUUGGAAGCCCUCAGACCUGCCGAACCCCGUCCAGCCACCCAGACCUACUAUAGCACGGUGGCGCUGGGUAAUGCUGGUCCUACGACGCCCGAUGUCGCAAGCUUUGAUAUUUUAAUCGAAGCCGCCCUAAACUCAAUAGCCCUUCCGUCCCGAAUUCUAGUUCAACGUUUCAGCUUCCAACUGGAGCCGGACGAAGAAGUUGCCGAAGCAGAAAUCGACGUCGAUGUCACAGUGGACGAAGUCGCGAGCUUCGUCGGCGUGAGGCCAGGAGCACCGGACGCGAUAGAAGGGGGUGUGGUCGAACCAUUGGACACUCUUGAGCCGGGAGGACAGGUUCGUACGUCUUAUCUGGACGAGACGUUCGACAGCAUACGAUUGGGCGAAGAAGAUGCCGCCGAGAUUUCCGGGAUUACCAUCUACGUUAUCUCAUUGAAGAUUUAUGGCUCUGGAUAA